This is a messenger RNA of Triticum aestivum (bread wheat), 3069 nucleotides long. RefSeq names its product protein FAR1-RELATED SEQUENCE 5. Lineage: Eukaryota; Viridiplantae; Streptophyta; Magnoliopsida; Poales; Poaceae. The transcript is spliced from 7 exons. The record is from RefSeq and is a predicted model, not a curated record. The coding region runs from base 89 to 1696 and encodes 535 amino acids.
AGCACGCAUGCUAACGCUUCCACCGGUGCGGCACUAUACAUCUUCUUGAAGCCUCACGCUCACAGGGCCGCAGGCGGAGCAGAGGGGCAUGGCUUCAGCUGAAGCAGGGGAAUCCAGCAUGGCUGCGUUUGUGGCGGAAAGGAACGAAUCUGUCUCCUCGUGGGGCAUUUCUAACUACCCUGAUUCCGCUGUUUUUGGCAUCGAUUCGGAGAGGCUGAGCGUCCUACGAGAGGUUGUCGAGGACGACCCCAGCGGCGGAUUCGCUGAUUUGUUGGAUUCUGUCGACGUUAGGACAGAAACAAACACCACGGAUCUAGAGGAGAAUAGGGCUUCGAGGAUGGAUAAUAGAUACGCGUCCCUUGAUGACAAAGUCGGGUGGGUUACAAGGAACAGGAGGGUUGCAGUGCCAGACGAGAGAGCAACAAGUGCUGACAGGGUGACAGCCCUGGAAACAGCACUGACAGGAUUUGCUGAAAGGAAAACAGACACCGUAGUGACGCCAUCAGUUGGACUGACGUUCGAUUCUAUAAACGAGGCCUACGAUUUUUACAAUCUUUAUUCCUGGGAGACAGGGUUUGGCAUAAGAUACGCAAAGAGCAGAACCAAUGUAAAAGGCACGAGAUGCAUGCAGGAGUUCGUGUGUUGCUGCUCGGGCAAGCCAAAAGAGGCGAACUCAACAUCAUCACGUUGUCAAUGCCAAGCUAUGAUAAGACUUUUGCGGACAGAGGACAAUGGAUGGUACAUCAACGAAUUCAGGUCAAACCACAAUCACCAGAUGUUAAAUACAUGUGCUGAGAAGCUGCAUUUCCCUUUGCAUAGGCAUAUCGACAAAUAUACAAGAGAGCUAGUAUCUCAGCUUAGAGAGAACAAUGUGAACCUGAGCAAAGUUUACAACAUUCUUGCAACUUUUUUUGGGAGGGUUGAAAAUGUGCCAUUCACCAAAAGGUGCCUGAGGACACUGUGUGGCAAGCUGAGCAGGGAGCAGGCCGACGACGAUGUACGGAAGACGAUGGCAAUUUUUUCAGAGAUGAAAGUACAAGACAGCGAUUUCACCUACAAUGUUCAGGUGGAUGAAGAAAGUAGAAUACGCACUCUCAUGUGGACGAAUGGGCGUAGCAAAAAGCAGUACCACCAUUUUGGCGAUGUGGUGACGUUCGACACCACAUACAAGACUAAUCUGUACGAUAUGCCAUUCGGUAUUUUUGUUGGCGUGAAUAACCACUUUCAAAGCGUGUUGUAUGCUGGUGUGCUCAUGCGAGACGAGACGGUCGACACUUUCAAAUGGAUUUUUGAUGAGUUUGUUAAGAUGAUGGGAGGAAAAAGACCAAUUACCAUUUUGACAGACCAAGCCAGGGCAAUGGAGGUCGCUAUUGCGGACGUAUAUCCAGAUGCGACACACAGAUGGUGCAAGUGGCACAUCCUCAAGAAGGCCAAAGAGAGCCUGGGGUCUAAUUACACCAAGAAGUCUGAUUUCAGGGCAGAAUUUCACAAGCUGGUUCACGAAAUGCUCACUAUCGAGGAGUUUGAGGACGGGUGGGCAGCGUUGCUUGAGAAGUAUUCACUGAAGAAUAACACAUACCUGAUGCAAAUUUACAAGACAAGACAGAAAUGGGCCAAGCCAUACUUUGCAGGGAAAUUCUGUGCGAGGCAAACCAGCACCGGGAGGAGUGAGAGCGCAAAUCACAUGUUGAAAUAGUAUGUUCCACCUUCUUGCUCAAUGAAUCUGUUUGUAAAACAGUACAACAAGCUGCAGUUUGACCGUGAGCAAGAAGAGGGGUACCAGGAAAAACGAACUAGGCUGAGUGGAGCUGUCUUGAAGGCCAACACCCCACUUGAAGUGCAUGCUAGCAAAAUGUACACAAGAAAGAUGUUUGAGAUUUUCGGGGGAAUAUUGUACGAAUCCGGAAGCUAUGAUGUAGAAGAGAUCAUACCAAAAAAGAAAUACGUAGUAACACAUGUGAAAGCUGAAAAGCGAGAAAAAUGGUUCAAAUGCCGCUACGAGGUCAAUGUCUCUGACAAUCUGGGAUAUUUCUCCUGCAUAUGCGGACUUUUCGAGCACAUGGGGAUGGUUUGCUGUCACUCGCUGCAGGUCAUGAAUGUCCUCCGGCUUAAGGAGAUUCCCUCCAGGCACAUCCUGAAGAGAUGGAGCAUACACGGGAGAGACAAUCUGCCAGAUCAUCUUAAGCAUUAUCAACAAGACAUGGGGCCGCCAGACGCGCCAACUUAUAGACAUUCUGCUCUGUACAUCACUGCCCUGGAAGUGGUUAAAAUGGGUGACAGAAAUCUAGAAUCAUACAAAUUCAUGUUGGAUGGCUUGGUGGAUCUGCGGGAGAGAGGAGCAGAAAUUAGCACACCAAAUGAUGGACUAGGCAUUGCCGAGCAGCAGGUUUCGAAGACUGGAGUUGAUGGUGGUUCGAACAAGAAAACAAAAUCUUGUAAGGCGGCGUGCUCUGUUAGGAGUGUUGAAGGGAAUCACAUGACCAUCGGAGGAGCGACAUCGGUGUCAGUUCAUCCACCGCCAAGCCAGUGCCAGGAGUGUACAGCAUCCCAAGGACUGGCAUCAGAAGGAUCUUGUGCAAAUGCAGGUAGCUACAAUUCGGACUUCUCUGAAACUGCAUCGAGGCUUGCUGUCAGUUAGGACGAAAAUCUGCUUGCGUCGGAGAGGGACAAGAAAUGUGGCAGGCCAACAACAAGCAGGGACAAGGCUCCAUAUGAGAAGGGGAGCAACAAAAGAUCAAGGUUCUGCUCGAUUUGCAGGGGCAAAGGGCACAAGUCGAGCACCUGCCCCGAUCGUGGUGACGCCCCUAAGAAGGAAAGGAAAGUUGGCACAUGCAGCAAGUGUGGGUUGCCUGGGCAUAGGAAAACUACGUGCAGCAAGCCAUUGGUGUCGUCGAUGCCUGGCGUUCCUCCGUCUCAUUAGAUUGCACGAACGUUUGUCUGAAUUUCCGCCCUGUAUUUGGCUGUUGUCUUAAUAACUGUUUUCGUACCGGGUCGUCCUAAAAAUGUAUCUCAGUAACUUGACUUGCAUAAUUUUUUUCCGAACGCACUUGAUGGAACUUGCUUUAGCUA